CUCCUCCCUGAUCAUCACCAUUUUCCUUUCCCCCUGGGUUCCUGUUGGGGCUUCCUCUCAGUCCUGUGACACUGAGACCCUGACAGUUACUCCAGAAAUGCUGGUGCUGCUGCUGCUGGCCCUGCUGUGGGCAGGGUCCGUGACUCAGCAUCAAGAAUUCCAGCUGCGAGUGAAGGAGUCCGUGACAGUGCAGAAGGGCCAGUGCAUCUUCGUGCCCUGCACUGUGAUCUAUCCCAAUAAAGGUUGGAAUGAGUCUGACCCAGCUCAUGGCUACUGGUUCCAGGAAGGGGCCAACACAAACACGGAUCCUCCUGUGGCCACAAACAACCCCAACUGUAAAGUGAGGAAUGAGACCAGGGGCCGAUUCCACCUCAUGGGGGACCGGACCUCCAACUGCUCCCUGCAUAUCAGAGAUGCACAGAAAAGGGACACAGGGAGAUACUUCUUUAGGAUAGAGCGAGGGUCCUAUGUGAAAGAGAAUUACAAAAACAACAUGCUCUCUGUACAUGUGACAGAUCUGGUACCUGACAUCCACAUCCAGGGGACACUGGUGUCUGGCCACCCCAACAACAUUACCUGUACAGUGUCAUGGGCCUGUGAUAGAGAGACACCACCCAUGUUCUCCUGGAUGGGGCCCAACCUCACAUCCCUGGGUCCCUGGACUCCUAACUCCUCAGUGCUCACCCUCACACCAGGGCCCCAGCACCACGGCACCAACCUCACCUGUCAGGUGUCCUUGGAGGGUGGCCAGGAAGGGCAGAGGACCAUCCAGCUCAAUGUGACCUAUGCACUCCAGAACCUAACCAUCAUGUCCUGGCAAGAAGGCACAGGAUAUAAAGUUCUGUCCAACGGCUCAUCUCUCCAAGUCCAGGAGGGCAAGUCCCUGCACCUGGUGUGUAAAGCUGACAGCAACCCACCUGCUCAUAUGAGGUGGACCCGGGGCAGCCUGACCCUUGAGUCCACAGACCCAGGGGUCCUGAAGCUGCCCCAGGUGGAACUGGAGGACCAUGGGAAAUACAUCUGCCGAGCUCAGCAGCACGAGUCAGUCUCUCUGGAAGCCUCUGUGACCCUCAGUGUGAAAAACCCCCCACAGCUGCAGGGACCCUCCUGCUCCUGGGAGGAUGAGGGUCUCCACUGCAGCUGCUCCUCCCAAACUCAACCGGCCCCCUCCCUGAGCUGGCAGCUGGGGGAGGGGCUGCUGGAGGGGAACCACAGCAAUGUCUCCCAGAAGGUUACCUUCCACUCAGCAAAGCCCUGGGCCAACAGCUCCCUGAGUGUCCGUGGGGAGCUUACUUCCAACCUCAGGCUGGCAUGUGAGGCCCAGAAUGCCCAUGGGAAAGAGACAGUGACUGUCCUGCUGGUAUCAGGGAGACCAGGAUAUAGGACAGGAGUGAUUCAGGGGGCUGUUGGGGGAGCUGGUGCCACAGGCCUGCUGGCUGUCUGCUUCGGCCUCAUCACACUGAGGAUCUUCAGGAAGAAAUGGACAGAAAAGGCAGAGAGCCAGGAAGGCAACUCCCAGGGUCACCUGAAUGCACCCUCCUACCACCACCUGCCCACAGAGCAGGCCACCUCCCCCUCAGAGCAUGAGCUCCACUACGCUGCUCUCAGUUUCCACAACAUGAAACCACACAACCCUCAGGCCCAGGAGACCCCAUACUCUCAGGUCAAGAUCCGGAAAUGAUGGUGCACCCUCACCUGCAGGAGCUGGCUGGAGCCCAGUAAAGGCAUCUCCAAAAAGAAA
Messenger RNA from Phyllostomus hastatus (greater spear-nosed bat), 1741 nucleotides. RefSeq names its product sialic acid-binding Ig-like lectin 5. The record is from RefSeq and is a predicted model, not a curated record. NCBI's taxonomy places the organism in Eukaryota, Metazoa, Chordata, Mammalia, Chiroptera, Phyllostomidae. Gene Ontology annotation, cellular component: plasma membrane. The transcript is spliced from 9 exons. The coding region runs from base 98 to 1681 and encodes 527 amino acids. Gene Ontology annotation, molecular function: sialic acid binding. Gene Ontology annotation, biological process: cell adhesion.